UCAUUCACUCCGACUAUGACUGAGGCCGAGCUGUACACCUUGUAUAAAGGCAUUUAUCUGCCUUUGUCUCUGAACCCUCCUCAGAGCGAGGACUUCACUUUCCAACCUGAUGAUAUUAUCAUUGCAACGUAUCCCAAGUCAGGUACGACCUGGAUGCAGGAGAUCGCCCCUCUGAUCAUGAGUGGAGGAGAUCCAGCUUCCGUUGAGACUCUUCCUAACUGGGACCGUGUUCCCUGGCUGGAGGUGCGCCGGGCCUCCAACCUGUACCUGUCAAAGAGGCCGUCUCCUCGCAUGUUUGCUACACACUUCCACUACAACAUGAUGCCACGGGGCUUCUUUGAAGUAAAGCCAAAGGUCAUCUACGUCAUGAGGAACCCCAAAGAUGUGUUUACAUCUUCCUUUCAUUAUUAUGGGAUGUCCUCCUUCCUGGUGGACCCAGGCCCACAGAGCGACUUCCUCCACAAGUUCCUGGACGGAAAAGUUGCCUUUGGCUCGUGGUUCGAUCAUGUGAAGGGUUGGCUGAACGCUGAGGAUAAAGACAGAAUCAUGUACAUCUGCUAUGAAGAGAUGAUCGUGGACCUGAAGGACUCUGUGUCCAGACUCGCUCAGUUCCUGGAGAAACCUCUGGACUCUGAGGUGAUAGAGAAGAUAGCAGAGCGCUGUUUGUUCAAGAACAUGAAGCAGAACAACAUGUCAAACUACUCUGCUGUUCCUCCCGAAUUCAUGGACCAGACCAAGUCUGAGUUCCUCAGGAAAGGAAUCGCUGGAGAUUGGAAAAACCAGCUGACAGCGUCAGAGGCGGAGCACUUUGAUACAGUCUACAAAGACAAAAUGAAGGAUGUCAAGUUUAAAUUUGUCUGGGAUUAAAAUAAACUUAAUGAACGUA
This is a messenger RNA of Seriola aureovittata, 886 nucleotides long. Its product is annotated as sulfotransferase 2B1-like. The record is from RefSeq and is a predicted model, not a curated record. The coding region runs from base 16 to 867 and encodes 283 amino acids. The transcript is spliced from 6 exons. Gene Ontology annotation, cellular component: cytoplasm. Gene Ontology annotation, molecular function: sulfotransferase activity. Gene Ontology annotation, biological process: sulfation. Lineage: Eukaryota; Metazoa; Chordata; Actinopteri; Carangiformes; Carangidae.